Messenger RNA from Entelurus aequoreus (snake pipefish), 2053 nucleotides. RefSeq names its product sterol 26-hydroxylase, mitochondrial-like. The coding region runs from base 38 to 1552 and encodes 504 amino acids. The transcript is spliced from 10 exons. Gene Ontology annotation, molecular function: iron ion binding; heme binding; monooxygenase activity. Gene Ontology annotation, cellular component: mitochondrial inner membrane. Gene Ontology annotation, biological process: cortisol metabolic process; C21-steroid hormone biosynthetic process; glucocorticoid biosynthetic process. The record is from RefSeq and is a predicted model, not a curated record. NCBI's taxonomy places the organism in Eukaryota, Metazoa, Chordata, Actinopteri, Syngnathiformes, Syngnathidae.
GCCACACUCAACUCUGUGCUCUACAAGUUGAGAUGAAAUGAACUCCUCACGGCCUGCUCUUUCUGCACUCUGCAGAGGUUUGAUCCCGGCCCUCUCCACCAGAACCCUGACCCAGGAGACGACUGCAGCAGCUAAACUGAAGACCAUCGAUGACUUGCCUGGACCCACUUUGUCCACCACCCUCUUCUGGUUGUUUGCCAAAGGGUACAAGGACAAGAGCCACUUGCUGCAGGGUGUACAGAAGAAUCUGUACGGGCCGAUCUGGCGCUCCAGGUUCGGUCCGUUCGACUUGGUUAAUGUGGCAAGUCCCGAGCUCAUAGCCCAGGUGAUCCGACAAGAAGGACGCUACCCGGUCCGAGCGGAGCUGCCACACUGGAAAGAAUACAGAGACUUGCGGGGACAAGCCUACGGUCUGCAUGUGGACAAAGGGCAGGAGUGGUACCGAAUGCGGAGUGCUCUAAACCCAAAGUUGCUGAGGCUGCAGGAGGUGUCGGCCUACGCUCCAAUCAUCCACCAGGUGGUUGAAGACUUCCUGCAACGCAUCGAGUUCCUCCGCAUUCGCAGUCCAGACCGAGCUACUGUUUCCGAUGUGGCUGCUGAGCUCUACAAGUUUGGCUUCGAAGCUAUCUCCUCCAUCCUGUUCGAGACCAGGCUGGGCUGCCUGCAGGAAGACAUACCCGAGGACACGGUGCGCUUCAUCGCUGCAGUUAACGACAUGCUGACCCUGUCUGAGACCGUGGUGGUCUUUCCACGUUGGAUGCGCUCGGUCUUCCCCUUCUGGAAGCGCUUUGUGCAGGCCUGGGACGACCUCUACAACACAGCACAGACUCUCAUAGACAAAAGACUUAGUGACAUUCACAGUCGGAUGGAGCGAGGUGAGCUGACGGACGGGUUAUACCUGACUUACCUGUUGUCCUGUGACAAGCUGACCCAAUCCGAGAUCUACAUCUGUGUGACGGAGCUGCUGCUGGGCGGAGUGGACACGACCUCCAACACACUCUCCUGGGCCUUGUACCACUUGGCGAGGGACCAGCGGGUUCAGGAUCGAUUGUACGGCGAGGUGAAUGCCGUGUGUGCCAACAGGCGGAAGCCAGAUACAGAUGACCUGAGAGGAAUGCCCUAUCUGAAGGCUGUCAUCAAGGAAACAUUACGCUUAUAUCCUGUGGUUCCUGGAAAUGGACGAUUCACUGCAGAGAGCGAAGUGAUUGUGGACAACUACCGGUUCCCGAAGAAGACUCAGUUUCAUCUGUGCCACUAUGUUGUCAGCCGCGACCACACACAGUUCACCCAUGCUGAUGACUUCCUGCCGGAGAGGUGGCUUCGCACUCACGCCUUCCAGCACCACCCAUACAGCUUCAUCCCCUUUGGUGUGGGCGUCCGAGGCUGUGUAGGGAGGAGGGUGGCAGAAAUGGAGAUGUACUUCGCCUUGUGCAGGCUGGUGCAGCAAUAUGAGGUUCGGCCAGGAGAGGACAGCGCCCCCAUGGAGGCCAAAACACGAACGCUGCUCAUCCCAGCAAGACCCAUCAGCCUCCGCUUCCUGCUCCGAACCUGAGGCAACACUUGUGAGGAGGAGCAGCAGCUCUCUAUUGACUUUUCCCGUGGACGGCGAAGACAAGCGUUGAACGGACCCGCCGCCCUGUGCUUCGCGGAAACCUGGCUCAGUGAACAAAUUCCGGAUAGCUCCUCGGAGCAGACCGUGAAAAAGAGCUCUCCUAGAAGACGAAAGGAGACGGAAUAUGCUUCUCCAAAAAACGAAGGUUGGUGCAAAGAUGUUCAAGCAGCCAACACCUGGAGAGUUUUUUAAUCAACUGUAAACCGAUGUAUUCAGUCCUGGAGUUAAUUAUGGACGGUGUUUACAUUCCACACAGUGGUAAAGAACUCCUACGACUCUGUAGCCUGUGCAGAUUUAGGACUCUCUGAUCACUGUCUGAUUCCCAUCAUCCCGACCGACAUGCAGAAGUUAGAUACUGCUAAUGAGGACUGUAAAGAGAUGGUCAAGGGAAUUAAAAAGGCAGGCGUUACGAGCCUGCUUCGAUUGCACUGAUUGGAGUGU